AUGAGCACUCUCUCAUGCCUCGAGACCCUUGAUAUUGAUCAACUGGAUUUUCAGACCCUCCCCAAGCUUCCAUCUAGCUUAAUAAGACUAACAGUUAGACAGGCAUCAGCACUGACUUCCGUGAACCUCGCGAACUUGGUUAAUCUAAAAGAAUUGGUUUUGGAUAGGAAUCGGAAUCUCAUGGAGCUGGAAAGCAUCUCUAGCCUAAGGAAGCUCAAAAAAAUGGGUUUGUACUUGAUCGAGAUAUCUACCUUACCGGAAGAGAUUGGUGCAUUUCUCUGUCGUCUUAAAGAUCUUGACAUUGUGGGUUGCUACAGACUUAAAAGCCUCCCCAUACUUCCCUCAAGCCUGUUAGCUUUGAAGAUCCAGUCCUGCGGCUCCCUUGAGAGGUUGCCAGACCUUUCAAACUUGAAGAAUUUGUCGGAAUUAUCGGUUAGUGACUGCAGGAAGCUCAGUGAAAUCGAAGGCCUUGACAAUCUCCCGUCCCUGAAGGAUUUGGAUACAAGUGGCUGCCUUUUAACGAGGCUUGACUGUUUGCACAACCUCAAAAGGUUAUGUAUCAACGGGUGCUGGUGGCUCACACAUUUACCCAAGCUACCACCCUCUUUGGAGGUGUUAUCCCUUAAAGACUGCAGCCAAUUGAGCGAAAUUGAGGUGGUUGCAGAGCUGAAGUCGCUGCAAAAGUUGGAUAUAAGCGAUUGCAGAUCGCUCAUGAAGUUGCCGAACCUAUCGAAGUUGAAGAGGCUGGAGCGCUUCGACAUGAGUAAUUGUGAGAGAAUCACGGAAAUUCCAGGACUCGAGGAACUGAGUAAUCUGCGGGAGUUGAACACACUUGGAUGCGAGGCAUUUAUGUCACCCGACCUUUCAGAGCAGCUGAGGGAAAUUCCAGGACUUGAGGAACUGAAUAAUCUGCAAAAGUUAACUCCCGUCAUAUUAUAA
Punica granatum (pomegranate) is the source of this 939-nucleotide messenger RNA. The record is from RefSeq and is a predicted model, not a curated record. NCBI's taxonomy places the organism in Eukaryota, Viridiplantae, Streptophyta, Magnoliopsida, Myrtales, Lythraceae.